GCUGGAUUCGAAAGUCGACAGAAAUUCAGCGAUAGCUGCGAGAGUGUUUGAAGUGUUACAAGUCUCCUCAAGUUUCAAAACGAAUUUAAAAUCAAGAUGAAGAUCACAUUGGUUCUCGUUCUUGCCUUCGCAUGUCUGGCUUUCGGUGCACCUGUAGCCGAGGAUAAAACUGCCGUUGAAACCGAGAAGGUCGAGGCUGAUCCCGUUGAAAACCAGGUCGCUGAUGAAACUGCCGUUGCUACCCCCGUGCAACAGGAUGAAACCGACAGCAUUACCGACGAAGUAAAAGAUGAACCCGAGGAAGCCGAAGACGACCUCGAGGAUGCUCUUCCAGAAGACGAAGAAUUCCAAGACUUCGUAGAAGACCCAACUGAUGCUGAAGAUGAAGCUGAUGAGCCAGAAGAGGACUCCGACGAGACUGAAAAUGAUGAGUCUGAUGAGGAGAGCCCAGAGGAGACUUCAGAAGAUGCCCCAGUUGAAGAAGAAUCUGAUGACACUUCUGAAGAUGCCCCAGUUGAAGAAGAGUCUGAUGACACUUCUGAAGAUGCCCCAGCUGAAAAUGAAGAUGAAGAUGAGUCUGUAGAGACUUCAGAAGACGCCCCAGCUGAAGAGACUUCAGAAGAUGCCCCAGCUGAAGACACAACUGAGGAGAAAUCAGAAGAUGCCCCCAAAACUGAGGAUGCCCCAGUAGAAGACAAAACUGAGGAGACAUCUGAAGACAAAACUGAGGACAAAUCUGAAGACACCCCAGCUGAAGACAAAACUGAGGAGACAUCUGAAGACAAAACUGAGGACAAAUCUGAAGACACCCCAGCUGAAGACACAACUGAGGACAAAUCUGAAGACACCCCAGCUGAAGAUGCCCCAGCUGAAGAUACAACUGAGGAGGCCGAAGACACCCCAGCUGAAGACAAAACUGAGGAGGAUGAAGACACCCCAGCUGAAGACACCCCAGCUGAAGACACCCCAGCUGAAGACACAACUGAGGAGGCAGAAGACACCCCAGCUGAAGACUCUGAGGAAGAAUCAGAUGCCCCAGCUGAAGACUCUGAGGAAGAAUCAGAUGCCCCAGCUGAAGACUCUGAGGAAGAAUCAGAAGAUGCCCCAUGGGAUGAAGCUUAAAUUCAACUUGUACCUCAGCUUGGACUGAUAUUACAAUUCCUUUUAUUUGUUACUGUUUACUUGAAUUCCAAGUUUACUUUAGCACAUUUAAUUUCCAUUUUAUGAAGCAUGAAGAAAAA
This is a messenger RNA of Rhopilema esculentum, 1241 nucleotides long. RefSeq lists its product as uncharacterized. NCBI's taxonomy places the organism in Eukaryota, Metazoa, Cnidaria, Scyphozoa, Rhizostomeae, Rhizostomatidae. The record is from RefSeq and is a predicted model, not a curated record.